AAGCCAUCGGUUGUGCAAAGCAUCUGCUGCUGCUGCUGGAGCUGAAUAUUUAAAUUUAAGAUGGGGCUGUGUUGAUCCUUUCCAGAGAACAGAUGUUUUAUGGAAACUCUUUAGAAAUCCUGCAUGCAGCAGCAGCCACGGUUCAGUAUUUCCCAGUCCCAUCCCUUGGUACCUGCAAAGGGACAACAGGCAGGAGAAGUUUAAACAUUGGACAGAAGGAAAACACCAGGAAAAUUACAGAUGUGAGAUUGUGGCAGCACCAUCCAUCACAAAACUAAGCUGAACCAGAAUUCAGAUUAUUGUUUUUGUUAUUUUGUGAUACAAAGUUUGGAGGUCAGAUAAAGCAAUCAAAAAUCUUUGUGACAGAAAAGAAUAAGCCUGAGGCAAGGCCCGGGUCUCUGGUUUCAGCUUGGCCUGUACCCACAGAUCAGGGAUGGGAAAGGGGCAGCAAGGAGAGAAAAAUUAGAUAAAUUGUGUUAAAUUAAACGCUUUGGAAGUUAAAAAUCAGAGGUGACUCAGCAGAGGACCGAGAGGCACCAGAACGACUCAAACAAGUAAUGUAUGAGGUAUGCAAUGCUGUAAUAACUGCUCCUACCUACUGUGGGAUAAACUGCUGUGGCUGGAGCAGAGCAAGAAUUUGGGCAGGAGGUACAAUCAGGAUUGCAAAUAGCUCUGGAAUGUUAACAUUUUAUUUUUUGUUGCAAAAAAAGUUGUUUUCAAAAUGCUUCCUGUCACCCAAAUAUUUCCCAGAGCCUGUCAAAGCAUUGGUCAAUUACUUACUGUUUUCUCUUUUUGUUUUACUUCAACAGUUCCAGGUGUGUGUCCAGGUGUGUGUCCUACCUUUUCAAGGUGGUAGGUCUGUGCCAUGUGGGGUCUUCUCGCUCCAAGUGCCUCUGGGAUGUGACUGAUUCCAGCAGCUGUGAGUUAAGUGGUUGCAUUGAACUUUUACCAGCCCAGAACUUUUAACAGCCCGCUGUGGGCCUUGUUUGCACAUUCACAAACAUGCAGGUGAGCAGGUGGAGUGCUCUGGGCUUUUGUAAUUGGCACUGGAGCUCCUGUUCCCACCAGGAGGCUGUGGGGAUGGGACCAGACUGGGAACACAGGAGCUCCUCUCCAACUUCAGCCUCCUGGUGGAAGUGCCCUGAUUGGCCCCAGGGGCAGAGCUGGUGCCCACACCUGGGUGAGGAGCCUCGGGCUGGCCCUCUGCAGUGGGAAGGAGGAGACAGGCAGCAGCUGCCACCACGGCCCAGAAGGACCAUGAGAAACCAUGAGGCAAAAGUGAUGACAGAAGAGACUUUCCUUGGUGCUUUCUGAGCACAAGUCGGCCAGGAAGAGCCAGUGGCCCCAGGGCUGCUGCCAUGACCACACUUUCCAUGUCCAGGCCCCUGCAGGUGCUGGACCUCCCCUGGGCAAGGGUGAUGCCCCAGGUUAAGAGGCACUCACUCCAUGUUCGUGAGUGCAGGGUUUGGGCUUCUGCAAACAUCAGCACACUACAAACACUGCAAAUACGGUCAGCUUUGGCCAGUUUAUGGUUAGACCACAAAACUGCAACCCUUCUUGCCCAGUCUUCUUAAACACAAAUAUAAAUUACGCUGGACAAAAGCUUGAAACAGUACAAUAUUCUUCAGACAAAAACCUCCUUGUCAAGUGUUGGGAGAGGAGUCUGGCAGGAAUCUACGACCUCUCCCACAAGAUGUGGGGUGAGGCUGUUGUCCUGUCUUGGAUAGGCUAAAGUGGAAAUGCCAAAUUUAGCUUAUUCUUAUUCCUUGCCUGGUUCCAGUAACAGGUGGCCCUGGCAAUUAAGCUAAAAAUAAUUUAAAAUAUACUGAAGGAAGUGCUUUUCCUGAGGAAAUCAUUGGGAGAAACCCCUGAAAUAUUAUUAUUGGAAAACCUGGUGAGAGUUUGAUUCCAGCAUCAGCCUUAUGCUGGGCAGGGAAGCUGGACCAGGCCAUGCUUUGAGGAGGCCCUUGCAGCAGAGGUGGCUCAGGCUGGGACUGUGCUCAUCUGUGGCCAGGUGAGUACUGAGAAUCUCCAAGGUCAGAGUCAGGAGCCUCUCAGGGCCUUUAUUAGUGCUCCAAGGUUUUUUCUGAGAUCCAGCGAGGAUGUCUCCUGUUCCAGCUUGUCCAAGUUGCCUCUCUGGUCACCACGCAGCUGUGAGUGCUCUGUACCCGUCACCUCUCCCAGGACCAUGAGGCAACUGGAGACUGUGGUCAGGGCCCCCUUUUCCUCACUCCGACAACAGUGGGACAUGAGAAAAUCCUACAGAAGAGUGCCCAUGGGGAGUUUUAAAAAGUGGUGCUAGAAUCACAGACUCUCAGAUUGAUUUGGCUUGAGAGGGACCUUAAAGCUCAUCCAGUUCCACCCCCUGCCAGGGGCAGGGGCAUCUUCUGCUAGACCAGGUCGCUUCAAGCCCUGUCCAGCCUCGUCUUGGACACUGCCAGGGAUGUGGAAGCCCAGCUGGAGAAGAAAAGGGGAACAGGAAAGCACAAGCUCUAAGUUGUAUGAAAUCUGCUGGAACUGCUGUCUGGAUGACACCUGCAGGACAGGACAGUUUUCGUGCCCUCAGAACUGCAUCUGAUGCAGCCAAACCCAUGGAGAGGAAAAACUUGAGCAUGAAACUCUCGCUCCUCGGGGAGAAUUUUGGCUAUCAAAAACCCACUGAGCUCCUGAGCCUGUUGUGGCUGCAGGGAUCCUGGGCCCAGAGGCUGCCUGGGCAGCAGCAGGGUGAGCAGGGAAGAAGGCCAGGAGGGCUCUCAGUGGGCACAUGUCAGAGCAGCAGCAAUGCCAGGGAAAGCAUCUGCCCAGGCCACCAGGUUCAGAGGGUGAGAUCAUGCUCUGUCUAGAGGGCAGGGACAAGUGGAGUGUCACCAGGGUCUGUCUUGACACAUGUUCUGUGGAACAUUCACUUCAGCUGUAGGAAAGAGGUGACAGUGUUCUCCUGUCAGGGUUGUGGGUGACACAAGUCAGGGGGACCAGUGCUCCAGGGCAGGGCCAGAAGGACUUGGACAGACUGGAAAAUGAAGCCAGAAGCAGCUGGUACAAUUCAACAAAGACAAAUGCCAGAUCCUGCAUCCAGCGCUCCCUGAAAAAAACAGCACCACAAUCUCAGGAGAGGUCAGUGAAGACCCCCCAAACAGGCUAGGGAUGAAGCUCCACACUGAGAGCGGGGGCUGGAAGUGCUGAGUGGACUCUGCCCACAGCAGGAAUGGCUUUGGGAACACCAAAGAGCCAUUUGUCUGUCAGGCCCUGUAGGGAGGUUACCCCAAAACCGGUGCCACACUCGUUACAGGGGGACAUGGAGAGAGGAGACAGGCAAAAUCCAGACAAAACCCACCACUUUCUUGUCCCCAUCCUCAAAGGAAGCAGUUGUGCCCAUGUGGAGAUCAGAACCAGCUGGCAGGGAGCUGAGAUACAAGUGAUGGUGAUUUCUGGUGGAGAAAGAAUUCUUGAGCAGGAAGGUGCAUCCCUCAAAACAGCCAAGGAACAGCACUGGGAGAAGUUACUGGUGCUACAACAAUGCCCUUGGCUUUGGGAGAUACGACACAUGCUUGGAAAAGGUAAGUUAAGAGUCUGAUUUUCAGAAGUGACAAGUAUUUAUAGGAUCUGGGCCCAAUCCUGAAGGCUGCACCCCCAAUUUGAGGUAUUUGGUUUAAAAAAACAUCUCCCUUAACAUUUCACAAGUUCAUGGAGAUUUGAUUUACUGCUGGACAUCACUGGCCAGGUUUGAUAUCCAUCAGGAGACUAGAGGGGGACACAAACAUGAUAUUUCUUAUCCUAAAGGCUGUUCUGAAGAUGUGGACUACCAGAACUGAAGUUCAUGGCAUCCAGGGAGAUUUCAGUAUAUUUUAAUAUUUGUGCCAAGUAUUGAUGGUCUCAGAAAAGUCCCUUUUCAAAUAUCAAAGUGGGAGGGGGUUUCUGCAAGUGCUGCCAGCCUGUGCCUUCCCUAAAACAUUGGGAGAGUGGCCAGGUUGUACUGGAAUGCCAUGGCACCAAGUUUCUGUGCGAAACAAGGAAAUGCUCGUCACUGCCAUGAGCAAAAAGUGUAAUUUGUAAACUCAAAGCAAAUAAGUGAAAAAGUCCCAUUACCGUGGCCCCUCUGCUCUGCCAGCUCAGCUGCCCUGCCUGAGAGGUGCUCGAGAAGGGCAGAGCCCAGAGUCACUGUUCCAUGUACACACAGGACACAGAUCCACAGCUACACACACACACACAGGGCCACAGCCACAGCUGCUCUUUUUCACACUUACUGCUUAUCUUUUUCAGCUCCAGACACCUUCUGACCUGAAUUUCCCUCACUGAGGCUGCCACUCCCUUGGUAUCUGUGUUGGAUUUCCAAAUAGGGUGUUCAUCCCCAUCUGGGGCUGUAGCCUACACUUUCCUACUUCCCAGAAAUGUUGCUGUUCAGCCUCUCCUCUCUUGACAUUCCAGGUCCAGAGCUUCUGCUUGGACCAUCUCCUACUGCCCCACCACCAGGAGCAGAAGCUGCAAGGACACUGAAGCAAUAGUGUUUCCCUGCUGCAGAAACAUCACAGCUCUCUCUCGACCUCCAGAUUCACUCCCUGCGGCAGUCCUCAUCUCCUGGGGGUCCCACUUUACAUUUCCCUGGCACUACGUGGUGAACUCCAGCUGAACUCACUCCUUCUAUCAGGAAUAGCUCCAGGCUCUGAGCAGGCAGUGCUCACCCAGCCAUCUCACUGAGCUGGAGCCAUCUCACUGCUGAGCCCUUCAAACGCGCUGGGCACUUUUGGUGCCUUCUGUGUCCAGCCAGUGCCACUGCUAGGGCUCUGUCCCUGCUGUCCAAGUCCUCUCCAGGUCUCUGGACCACAUCAGCUCCCCCAGAGAGCUGUGCCUUGGGCUGAGUGGGCACAGUUGGCACAGGUGUGGGAGCACAGGGAGCGCAGGUGCCAUGCAGUCAUCUGCUGUGCCCCUAUGGCUGUGGUGCUGCCAGCUUGGCCCAAGGCCAGCCCCCAUCACUGCUCCUCUCUGCUGACAGUGGCAGGUGCAGGCACCUCACAGCCCUGCAACAGGUAAGACAAACUAGCCAGCACCUGCGGCAUGGCUGGCACAUGGAACAUGGGACAGCAUCUGGGGACAGCUUACUAAGGACUAGGUGUCAUACAGUCUCUGCUCUUGGCUGUGGAGGUGAGGAGGGGUGAGAGAGCAGGGCUUCACCAGGACCCUGUCAUACACUGCUGGGGGCAACCUGGUGCUGGCCCCCAGGGCUCUGGGUGGUCUGGGCAGGCUGUGGCUGCUGCUGCUGCCUCCAGUAGAGGCAUCCAGUCCUUUCCAAGAGAAAUGAAUCCUGUGUUGUUAUCUGCUCCCUCAGUUCAGCCAUGCCCUUGCACUGGGCCAUGGCUGUGCCCAGGGCUCAGGGCCCCACUCCCACUGCUAAAUGCUCCAGGCUGUCUGCUCUGCUCACCUGAGUGAGUACAGGUGCAGUGGCUUGGUGAGGAGAACCACAUCCUCCUGCAGGAGCAGCUUCCCUGCAUGGGUAGGAGCACAAAUGUGCUCCUGCACCAGCAGAGCUGGGUCUCUGGCUGGCUCACAAGGCACUGUCACAAAGGUCCCUCCCAUCUCCUGAGGGAAGGGCAGGAACCUGGCACUGGUGCAUCUGUGUUCCCUCUCUGCUUCCCAUCCAGCCUCUCUGGCCUUGCCUGCCUGGGCAGAGGUGUGUGUGCCUGCUCUGGUACCUGCACAGUGUAACACCUGCUCAGUCUGCAGUUACCAUGAGAAAUCGCCUUCAGUGCAGGUGAGAGAGGGAGGAAAAGGGUUGAGCAAGGUGGAGGCUCUUUCCAGGCUCAUCCCUGUGCAGCCCAGGGGGGACAGGGAGAUUCUCCUCCCGUAUCUUCCUAUUCCUUCGUGCUCAGGAUGUCUGAAGACAAAUGGAUUAAAUCUGGCAUCUCUGAACUGUGGCUGUGUUUGCUGACUGCCACAUUGCUCCUCGCUAGGGUGAAACUCAGGAUCAUUCCUCUGCACAUUCCUGUGGCUACUCUGCAGCCCUGCAGUUGCAUGUCCAAUCCAGCCUGGAUUUGUCAGUAUGGGUGGGGGGCACCAGAUGAGCUCUUGAACCCUUGCUGUCUCUCCUGCAGUGACAUUACCCAUUCCCUGCAUGCUGUGCCACACAGGGUCACUGCAGGGCUCAAGGUUCAUUUCCCACUGUGAUGGGCUUACUUUCCUCUUGCUCAUCUGCUCUUUUUCCAGGAGUUGAGGCCCAGCUUGGAGCAUGAACAGGUACCCAACACAGGAUGGCAGCUCUUUGGACUCCAAAAUCCCAGCAUCUGUGAAAUCUGAACUCAGGAAACUUUCAACCACCAGGGAGAUGGGAUCAGAGCUGUACCACUAGGGACCCCCUUGCUUCACGAGGGGCUGUGCUCUAGUCCCUUGCCUCACAGUCAUCCCUCCUCCUCAGGGCUCUGCCCAAAGCCAGACCCAACUUGCCCCAUGGCAGGUACGAACCAGACACAGGUGACGGAGUUUGUGCUCCUGGGCUUUUCCCACGGCCGGCCCUUCCUCUUUGCUCUUUUCCUGGCCAUUUACCUGGCCACGCUACUGGGCAACUCUGCAAUACUCUCCCUCGUGUCGCUGGACUCCCACCUCCACAGCCCCAUGUACUUCUUCCUUAGUCACCUGUCUUGCCUGGACCUUUGCUACUCAUCAGUGACGGUGCCCAAGAUCCUGGCGAACGCUCUGCGCCCGCAGGCCACCAUCUCCUACGGGGGGUGCCUGGCACAGAUGUUCCUGCUGAUGUGGUGCGCGGGGGCCGAGUGCGCGCUGCUGGCCCUCAUGGCCUACGACCGCUUCACCGCCGUGUGCCAGCCCCUGCGCUACAGCCAGGCCCUGCGCCGCAGCACCUGCGCCACCGCUGCCGCCGGCUGCUGGCUCUGGGGGCUGCUGGACUCGGCCGUGCACACGCUCCUGGCGGCCCGGCUCUCCUUCUGCGGGGUUGCCCGGCUCCAGCACAUCUUCUGCGACGUGCCGCCACUGCUGGGGGCCACCUGCAGCGACACCCGCCCAAACGAGCUGGCCCUCCACAUCUCCAGCAUCUUUGUGGGACUCAGUCCCUUUCUGCUCGUCGUAAUCUCCUACCUUUGCAUCCUGGCCACCGUCCUUGGGAUGCCACUGGCCACCAGCCGGCGCAAGGCCUUCUCCACCUGCUCUGCGCACCUGAUCGUGGUCACGCUGUACUUCGUGGCAGCCAACCUGAACUACAACCGGCCCAGCUCAGGCUACUCCCCGGCAGCUGACACGCUGGUCUCUGUGCUGUACUGCAUCAUCGUCCCCAUGCUGAACCCCCUCGUCUACAGCCUCCGCAACCAGGAGGUGUGGGGGGCCCUGCGGAAGGCUGUGCGGGUGAGUGCCAUGCCAGGCUCCCUAGGCAACAAUGCCUGAGCAGCGCCAGGGCUGCCACAGGCUGCCAACAUGGCACUGCCACUGCAGUGUCCAUCUGUGGGAUGCCUGUGACAGCACAGCCAGCCUGGGGCUCCCAGCCCAAGCACAUGGCACACUGCCAUCGCUCAUCUCACCCUCAUUGCAUCACUGAGAGCAGAAUAAAGUCAGAAACAAAGCCACA
Molecule: messenger RNA, 7567 nt
Organism: Passer montanus (Eurasian tree sparrow)
Lineage: Eukaryota; Metazoa; Chordata; Aves; Passeriformes; Passeridae
Product: olfactory receptor 5V1-like
Exons: 3
Coding region: 6439-7386 (315 amino acids)
Biological process (GO): G protein-coupled receptor signaling pathway
Cellular component (GO): membrane
Molecular function (GO): G protein-coupled receptor activity; olfactory receptor activity
Source: RefSeq, a predicted model, not a curated record